Messenger RNA from Caenorhabditis remanei, 690 nucleotides. RefSeq lists its product as uncharacterized. The record is from RefSeq and is a predicted model, not a curated record. The transcript has 2 exons. Lineage: Eukaryota; Metazoa; Nematoda; Chromadorea; Rhabditida; Rhabditidae. The coding region runs from base 1 to 690 and encodes 229 amino acids.
AUGUCAAACCCUCCACUGUUCUACGAGACUGCCAAAUGUGUGGCUCUGUAUCUCGAACCUAACAUUAGAUUCCAACUCUAUCAACGAUGUCCAUCAUUCCGAACUGUCCACAAAGUCCAAGCUAUAAGAAUCAGACAACUCUGGAUCAACUACGCAAAUUUUGAGAUGAACGGAACCGUUUAUAGACUUGGAGUCCUUCGGAAGUACCCAUCCGGGAACACUCCGCAAUCAAUAGAUAUGAAAAAUAAGGAGGGUGGGAUCCAAUAUGAAGUGGAUAAGUACGGUAUCCCUACGAUUCCUGAAGGAACACAAAUCGAUGGAGAAGUACUAACAGAUGCUGAAAUAAAAGCAAGAUUAGAACAUAAUGCAAUUCAAUUGGAGAAAACCGCGGGAUCCAGAAUUACACGGACCAUUCAAUUAGAGAAAAGAAAAUUGGAAAUCCGUUCGUAUGAGAUGAGAAUGGCGAAUGAAAACCCGCCAUUUGACCAGUUUAUUCAGUUUACUAACGAUGGUGAGAGAGUUGAGAUUUUGGAUUAUCAGCAAACUUUGACGGAGGCUAGAAAUUACUUGUUGAAAAAGAUUAUUGGUACUGCUGGCCGAGUUCUCAUCGAGUCUCUUAACAUUGAAGAUCAUUCCUAUUUCUUUACGUCAUCACUUGCUGCUCAAGAGUCUCCUCUCGCCCAUAACUGA